This is a messenger RNA of Xyrichtys novacula (pearly razorfish), 15511 nucleotides long. NCBI's taxonomy places the organism in Eukaryota, Metazoa, Chordata, Actinopteri, Labriformes, Labridae. The record is from the annotation of a GenBank genome assembly.
CGCUGCUCCGGGUUUUCUUCCCGAUCGGAUCUACGCUGAGCGUUCCCGACAGCAAAGAUGGCGGUUGAGCUACGCUGAGCCCUCGUCGUAAUGAGUUCCCAAAUUUUGCAUAAUUGUUGAGUUUUCAGUCAUAGAAUAGGGUUACGGUUCACCCGUAUGGCUCGUCUUGUGUGAGAUAUGUUGUGAGACUGCAAAGACUUGUUCUAUCCAUUGCAACUCACUGGUUUUACGUUGUAGCGCUGGGUGCUUAUUGCUGUAGCUAACUAGCUAGCUAGCCGUCAUUGUAAAAUGGCUCCAGUGCAGAUCGGGUCAGAUGGGCAGCUCGUCCCACUCGGGGGUCCAGUGGUCUCGGGUCCACAGCCACCACCACCCGGGACCCCGGCCACACAGGGGGUCCGACUCAGCCUGCUUAUUGAAUUUCUUCUCCAGAGGACCUACCAUGAAAUUACCCUUCUGGCAGAGCUGUAAGUAAAACAUUGGCGUUGUAGGCCUCAAUGCUAACCCAGCUAACAGGCUGGCUAGUCUCAGGAUGCUCCUCUUCUAGUCUUAAAAGUAAACACUAAAGACUCUUACCUUAGAGAAAAUAUUCUUAUUGACAUUAGCUCUACAAAUGAACAUUUUCUUCAUCGGGAAAUAAAGAUGUGCUCCGGAAAACUACAGGCUAGUCUGUAGAGCCGGAGGUAAAAGUUUGCUCAUUGAUUUACGUGUUUGAUAUCAGGAGAGUGAUGAACCACUAACAGUACAUCAAGAUAUUUGUUCAAAGAAAAACUCUCCUAAACUUGAUCCCUUCCUCUUUAAUGUCGAUAUUUUAACAUCUUAUAGAAAAAUUAAAAAUCUCAUCAGAAUCAGGGAUGCCCAAUGUUGAUUUUUUGCUGCUACUGUAUGUCUGUUUGUUUUAGAAAUAAAGGAAAACACGCAAACUGUAUUGAAUUCCUCCAGAAAUGAUGAGGAUGUCAGGUUUUGAGAUGCAUAUUUAAACUGGUUGUAUGAGAGGAUUGUUUCUCCACUCCCCCAUCAUCUUAACUGCACAAUCACAGCAAAGAGCCAGUCUGCUGUCUGUCUCCAUAUGCUUUUAAGAAGCUGCACAUACACAGCUGACAUGUUUAAGCUUGUUGUAGGUUAUCAUUGUGGGCACAUAAUCAAUGUAACACUGUAUCUGCAGAGACCAACAAUGAACUUUUCAAGAUUUCUGCUACUAUAGAUAUAGUUAGUGUCAUGCAGCCCUAAUUAAAAUAAUCAGUAGCACAAUUAUAAAACACGUCAACUGCAUAGAAGGUGCUUAUUCUUGAACGUUGUACAUUAAAAACUUAUGAAAAUGAUACAUUACAGUUAUAGAAACUAAACAUAAGUAAGUUAAUGCAUAAUUAACAUCACAUAUAAGGCUAGGCAAGUGUUUUUGUAUUACCCCUGCCACACACUGAGGCAAGUGAGGCAACAAUAACAGAUUUACCAUUCGAAAAAGCAGGAUAUAGGACUUCAAUAUUCAUCAAUAUAAUCAUUUAAUUGAUAGUGAUUGAUACCUAAAAAGGUAAUUGCAAGAAAACUGAGGCAAACUGUACCUCUUGUUAUAUUUAAGGUGUUUGGGAGUUAUAAGAGAGACGAGUGUUUGUGAAAAUAGCAUCAAAUUUUAGACUGAGAGAAAAGUUUUUUGUAGUAAGUGAAAGAAAUAGGUGAUUUUUUGACAUCUUGUGGAGGGCUUAUGUACUAUCUUUGACAUCAAGACAUAAGAUCUGAAUGCUGCUGCUUUCAUAUUCCAGAUCCAUUCUGUUUUUCAGCCUGUUCUUGGUUUUUGUUAUAUCUUACUGGUUUGAGUCAAAAUGUAUAUUUUUGUAAGCACAAAAAUCAAGAAACAUUGAAGAAUUUUAAAAAAAGGCAAAUGUGCUUCAAAAAUAUAUAUGUACAAACAGAUAAUAAGGUUUAAUUUAAACUCAAGUUUUCAGCAAUCAAAUGGUAAAAGAGGCUUAAACUGAUACUGCACUGUAGACAGAAACAGAAAAACCUAAAGGCAUUCAACAGACCAAACACUCUAACACUUUUUCAUUGUUUACUUUCCAGACUCCCAAGGAAAACAGACAUGGAAAGGUAUGUGUUUUUCAAAGUCACUUCACAAAAUGUUAAUUUUCACUUCGCUUGUAAUUGUGUUUUGUCUAAUUAUGUAUAAACUUGAAUCCUUAUUUCUUUUACCAGGAAAAUGGAGAUUGUCCAGUUUGCCAGUCGUACCAGGCAGCUAUUUGUGCGGCUGUUAGCCUUAGUGAAGUGGGCAAGCAAUGCAGGGAAAGUGGAGAAGUGUGCGGUACGUUGUUACCUUCCUAUUUGACCUCUGUGUGUGUGUGUGUGUUUAUAAUACUCUGCAAAUAUUCCGGUUAUCAUCAGCAGACAAAUAAAGGUAGUGCUAUCUCUCGUUAUUGUUUCCAUUCUGACAGAUGAUUUCUAGCUUCCUGGAUCAGCAGGCCAUCCUCUUUGUGGAUACUGCUGAUAGGCUGGCAUCGCUGGCCAGAGAUGCCCUUGUACAUGCUCGCCUGCCGAGCUUUGCCAUCCCCUUUGCCAUCGAUGUUCUUACCACAGGAUCAUACCCACGCUUGCCGACAUGUAUACGAGUAAGUAAAUUCUUGGGCUUAUUUUUAUCCAUGGAUAAAAGAUAUAAGAGUUCAUGGCUUUAAUAACUCCAUGACGUAUGUUUGUGAUGUUAACUCAACUGUUUCCUUUUCCCAUGCUCAAUUGUACAGGACAAGAUCAUUCCUCCAGACCCCAUCACCAAGACUGAGAAGCAAACCACCUUGAGUCAGCUCAACCAGAUUCUGCGGCACCGCCUCGUCACCACAGACCUUCCUCCUCAGCUAGCAAACCUCACAGUUGGUAAGCAGCUUGUGUAAACCCCCUGUUUCUACCCAUUCUACUUGUCUUUUUAGAUGUGUUCCUAUUAGGGGUAUCUUAUGUGUGCAUUUGCAUGUGUGUACUUUUGUGUAGCUAAUGGGCGUGUAAAGUUUCGUGUGGAAGGAGAGUUUGAGGCCACUUUGACGGUGAUGGGAGAUGACCCUGAUAUUCCCUGGAGGCUGCUGAAGUUGGAGAUUCUUGUGGAGGACAAGGAAACUGGAGGUAAGUCAUGCACCAUUGCAGCUCUGAUGCGCAGUAGGUAUCGUGUAUUAUUACACUCAACUUCUGACUUUAAAUUUGUGCCAUUUUCUUUUGAUCUUUUUCUUUUUUGUGCCAUCUCAUUCUAAUGCUCCAUCUAUCUACCUCUUUGUUGACAGAUGGCCGAGCCUUGGUCCACAGUUUGCAGGUGAACUUCAUCCAUGAGUUGGUUCAGGCACGUCUGUGUGCAGACGAGAAGCCCCUACAGGACAUGUACAACUGCUUGCGUAUCCUUUCUCUGCAUAAUUUCAUCCUUCACAUGCUUCAACAGUCAUUUUGUGUGGACCCUACACACUUUUGGCUUAAGUCCCACUUUGAUGUGAACUGCUGCAGUAGGGUGAGAGUGUGUGUCUGAGCAUAUAGAGUAUUGACCGGUGCAGUAGACCCAUGCAGCAUUCUAAUGAGAUACACAGCUGCAGAAUUGCAUCCUUCUGAACCCCCCCUUUUUUCAUUCCAAAAACACAACCCUCUUUUGUUACUGAGGAAAGGGCAUCUCUGUUCCCCUGACAACCUGUCACCUGCUCAGGUCAUGUAAGGUGCACUGCUUCUUAUGGAGAUCUUGGUUUUCGAUACUGAACACCAUGCAGAGAGAAUUUGCUAUGUCUCCAAAAAAUAGCAGCCUUGUUAGUGUGUUUUAUUAUUAGGUCAAAAAAGAUCACAUCACAUUUGCACAGUAAAGCAGUGAUAGUUGAGACAAUAAUCAGCUGUUUUAAUUAAACCUGCAGAAGAGGAUCUGAUUUGACCCAACGAUAGAGCUUUAGACUCAGCAGUAAAAUGAUGAGAAAAACAACACCUUGUAAGCAUUCAUGCUACUAUCAGAGGUCCUAAUCAAGCAUGCAGGAAAAGUACGACUGUGCUUAUCACAAUGCUAAUUAGUACAUCCCUGCUCUGCCUUUCCCCCAGCCAAUGCUAGCAAUGCAGCUCACCAUGUCAAAGAGCAGUCUGUGUUGGGCACAAAUACCCCUUUUUAUACCACCAGCGUGUGUGAGCGUCGUGAGGAUAUGUGUCUGUGUGUGUUAUGAAUAUUUAUGGAAAGAGAUGUGUGCGGUACUUUAUCCUUACUCACCUGGACUUGGUGUUUUCCCACACUGUCUUUUCUUUGACCACAUUGUUCCCAGACUCGUUCUGUUUGUCGCUGCAGCUCGAGGUGCUCCACUCCCAGACUCUCAUGCUGAUCAGAGAGCGAUGGGGCGACCUGGUGCAGGAGGAGAGAUACGUUCCUGCAAAGUACCUCACACUCAGCGUGUGGAAGUAAGUCUAAACCACCAAACUCGAAUGACAAGACAGAAAAAUAACAGAAUGCAUGCAGGACCAAAAAUAACCGUGAUGACGUUAAAAAGAAUAUACAGAAUUUUCACAAGAAUAAAGCAUAGCCUUUCACACGCUGUGUAUCUGCAACAACACUAGAGGAAAGUUACGUCAUCUCGACACCUUUGUUCUUACACACUGCUUCCCAAAACAGCGUGAUAUUUGUGUCCCAGCGUGUGUUUACACAUUGCAUAAAGGCAUUGCAGGAGGGAGGAUUAGAGGUGGGAUGCCACAGGGUGUUGAAUAUCCCACGGUAUGCAAGAGCCAAAUGAAGCAAAACGAAACAAAGCGUAUAAAUUGAAUAAACCAGUUUAUUAAUGGAUUUUUGCAAAUGCCAAGGAGAGUUUAUAAUCGUUUUUAUAACCCUCCCUUCAUUCAAAAACUCUCUCAUUUCUUUUGAUUUUUGUUGUAGUUUUUAGAAACUAUAUCUUCAAUCAGAAAAUGUCUUUCCAAUCAACCCAGCCAACCUGGUUUCAGAUAAAUUUCUUACUUUGCUAAAAUAUUCAAACAUAGUUUAUGAUUUCAGGACAGUUCAUAUUUUACUGCCCAAUAAAAUGUUUCAAGUUGUCAUUUCAAUUCUUAUCAUUAUUGUCCUUUUACUUUAGCCAACAGGUUUUGGGGAGGAAAACGGGUACAGCAUCAGUUCAUAAAGUCACGAUAAAGAUUGAUGAGUCUGAUGGAUCAAAGCCAUUGCAAAUAUCCCAUGAGCCUCCACUCCCUAACUGUGACUCCAAAUUGAUGGAAAGAGCUAUGAAGGUGAGGUCGACGCGUGUUUUCUCUGUGUAUUGUUUAGUAUUACGCAGUACUACUUUCAAUUCAAAUUCCUUACAAUGCACUUACACCUAUUUCUCACCCUUUGCUUAGAUCGACCACCUGUCAGUUGAGAAACUUUUGAUUGACAGCGUGCACGCCCGGUCCCACCAGAAGCUGCAGGAGCUGAAGGCCAUCCUCAAGGCCAGCAACCCCAGUGACAACUGUACGUAUUUACUUUCUCCUCCUGUAAUUAGUAAAAACAUUCUGAAAUUUAUGGUGAGCAAAUUCUCAGACCAAAGUUUUCAUUCCUGCCGCAGCUGUAAUUUUGUUUUACUGACUGCACUUUGAAAAAUGAGGUUCUGACCCUGAAAAGCCAGACUUUUGUAAUCUGUUGAUUGAGAGAGGCAGAGGGAGGAGAGAUUGUGCUGGAUUAUGUUGCUCCUAACCUGAUGUUACCGAUUAUUUAUUGCGUUUUCAUAUCAGGGAAAGUUUUAAGUGUCCUACAGGUGUCUGGGGUUGGAUCUUGUUUGCGGGUGAUAAAUUUACACACAGACCAGAGCUGAGCAGCAAGACGGGCAAAGAAGUAGCUGCAAGGAGAGAGGGAGACCGCACAAGAAUAGAUAUUUACUGUUUCCUGAUGUUAUUUACAGCUGACAAGGCUUUAUCCAACAAAUUUCACUUUAGGCUCAAAUAACGAGCUAUGAAAGUAACUUUUGUGAUCAAAUAAUUAUCCUGGAUGCAACUUCAGAAUAAUAGCAUAAUGUGAAAUAAAGGAGAGUAUCUCUAUAGAGAAAAAAUGGAUAGGGCUUUACUUUUGAACGGCUCUUUGAAGUGCCUCCAUACUAUAUUUUUUAUGCUUGAGACAUAAAUGUAACUGCCAAAGCCAAAAUGGUCCUCAACCAAACAGUUUUCUAUCUGUUUUGGCAAUGUCAUGUGCAGAAAAAAUAUUGCCAAUAACUAGGAAAGGCUUCUGUAUUCUGGGCUUUAGGGGCAUGAGACAGCCAGACACGGUGUCUCAUCUGUUAAUCAAACUGCUCCAGCUGUCACAAAGCCAACUUGCUCCCACUUGGCUUUGGAAACAAAAGCUAUUUUUCACUGAACCAAACUGGACCACAUGGUGAUAAUCCACCAGUAGGGGCAGUAGUGGUCUUCAUAAUGUCCACUUGAAUGUUAGAAAACCCAGCUAGCUCAUGAUGCAUGUCCCUGAUGUCUUCCUGAGAGUAACUGUCCUGUGAAAAUGUUUUUUUAAAUGUGAGAUUUCUGCAGUUUUAAAGGUUAAACCCUUUGUUUGUUUGUUUACAUUUCAGCAUUCAUUGAGACAGCUCUGCCCACUCUGGUUAUUCCAAUACUUGAGCCCUGUGGUCGCUCAGAGUGCUUACACAUCUUUGUAGAUCUGCAUUCUGGCAUGUUCCAGCCUAUGCUGUAUGGAUUAGGUAAGUCAGAAAAAGUUCCCCCUUAAUGACUUUUCUCUUUGGUCAUUGUUCAUUAGCUCAGUGCAGAUGAAGCCCGUUUAUUCAGGUUGUUUGUAAAUGUUUUUUCAAGCCAUUCUCUGUGAUUUAAUUGCACUGUUUUGACAUGUGUAGCUUUGUGAACAUAAGACUGUGGGUUGUUCUCUUUGCAGAUCAGUCCAUGUUGGAUGACAUAGAAAAGACCAUUAAUGAUGAUAUGAAACGCAUUGUAUCUUGGCUUCAACACCUAAAGUAAGUCCACCUUUUCAGUUUUUGUUAGGAGUGAACUUAAAAUUUAUAUUUAGGGCUAAGAGGAGGAAAGAUAGCAGUCAGGAGCUAGUCUGACACCUUUCUGGACCUUGUCAAUUCCGUUAGCCAUAACAGCAACACUGGGCUAAGCAGUUUGUAAGAUUGGUGUUAUGAAUUUCAAGAGUCUGUUCAAUGCAUGAAUGCAGUAAGUAUCAGUGUGAGCUAUAAACCCUUGAUGUAUCUCUCUUUCUAACAAGGUUCUGGUUGGGGGAGCAGCGCAGCCGACAGUCUGUGAAACACCUUCCCACUGUGUGCACUGAUGUCCUUCACCUGUCAAACUCUGCCUCUCACCCUGUGGGCAACUUGUCCAAACACAAACUCUUCAUUAAGCUCACACGCCUUCCGCAGUACUACAUUGUGAGUUAUCAGUAUUUAACACUCAGCAGGUUUUCUAUAAAUUCCAUAAUGUGUUUCAAUGUUGUAUCCUCCUCGAUCUAAUUUCCCUUUUGGGUCUAUCCAAUCCCCGAUUUUUUCCAUCUCAUCUUUUUUUAAUGUAGGUGGUGGAAAUGCUUGAAGUGCCGAGCAGUCCCACAGCAUUGCAGUACAAGUACUCCUUCCUGUCAGUGUCUCAGCUGGAAGGAGAGGAUGGACCCAUGUGUGCACAGCUCCUGCAGCACUUCAAACCUAACCUAGAACACCUCGUCCAAGAUACCGCAGCAGGGAGAGCAGCGCGUCCUGGGACUAAGAGAAAGGUAUUUAGUGCAAAAAGUAGCUGUGAACCAAAGACUCAUUUGUCAUCUUUUAUCAGUGUAACAAAUGGGUUGUAAUUUCAAGAUGGGAUAAAUAUACAGCUUUUCUGUGAAAGGUUUGAUAUCUUACACCAGAGAUGGGCAAGUCUCAAUCAAGUCUUUCAUUUUGUCAAGACAUAAAAACCUAAAAUUAUAUACUGAUAGAAUGUAGGGCUCUGUUGAUGGAAAGAAUAUUAGCUUUUGUUUCUUUUAUACAAAAUUAUCAAUGUAAAAUACUCUUAGCAACACUAAAAUCUAUGGUUAAACAGGGAGGGACAUUUUACAUGAUAACAAAAACAUGAUUUCUACCUGCAUCAAUGCUGCAACAGAGCACUUUAGUAUGUAUGAAGCUUUUGCUCAUCGGGUCACCCCCCUGUUGUUCCAUUUUUAUUUUUAGAGAAUGUGAGAUAAGCAGUCAAGCCUGGUGAAUUAAAUUAAUGUAUAUUAAUGUGGAUGAUUUAUUCCGUAGAUUUCUGGGGACCAUGGGGACUCAGAGCCAAAGAAGCCGAAGCGCUCCGGAGAGAUGUGUGCCUUCAACAAAGAGCUGGCUCACCUAGUAGCAAUGUGCGACACCAAUAUGCCUUUCAUUGGCCUUCGAACAGAGGUACAUAUUUGAAUAUGAAUCAUUAAUCCAAGCUUAAAAUGUGCCUUAUCCACCCCUUUGUGUUAACAUGUUUUGUUUUAAUAACGUGUGUCCAUCUGUUUGUGUUUGAGCAGCUGUCCAACAUGGAGAUCCCAAACCAAGGUGUCCAGGUAGAGGGUGAUGGCAGCAGUCAUGCGAUCCGACUACUGAGGUAAUACAUGCAUGCAUGCAUUCAAAACUAACUUUCCUUCAAAGUUUUAAAAAAACAUGUUACCUGACAGAGUGCAUUUUCUUGUAGGAUUCCUCCUUGUAAAGGUGUAGGAGAGGAGACAAGGAGAGCUCUAGAGAGAUCGCUACUGGACUGUACCUUCCGACUGCAGGGCAGGAACAACCGAACCUGGGUAGCUGAACUGGUAUUGGCUAACUGUCCUCUCAACAGCACGCACAGCAAAGAGCAAGGUACAUACACACUAUAGAGUAUGCGAGGGAUGUGUGCCCAGAUUUGUAGAUUUAAACUAUGCUCAACAAGUACACGGAUUAUACAUCUAAUUGCCCUCCUUCAACAGCUUCCACACGGCACGUGUAUCUGACCUAUGAGAAUCCUCUGUCUGAGCCUGUGGGUGGGCGGAAGGUGGUGGAGAUGUUCCUUAAUGACUGGAAUGCCAUCAGUCAGCUUUACCAGUGUGUCCUCAACUUCUCUCGUGCACUGCCAGGUAUGCACACGGUCAUCUUUAAAGCAAGGGUCGCUCUCACAUCUAACCAGUUUAAGUUUUCAGGGUUAUUUUGUUGUCUUGCAAUAAAGGUAACAUUAUCUUUAAAGGGAUUCAAAUGUUGUGACUUUUUUACUUUUGUCUGAAAAAAAUGCAAAACCUAGAGAAAAUAGAUUUUCUCUGGUAAUUUUGAGCCAUGUUGGAGCAGGAAUCUGUACGUAGAGGCACAUUGACUUUAACAGUUCAGUUGUCUUAUGGUCUUAAACAACUCCAAUUCAUUUUCCAGAGAUGCCAUCUUUCCUGAGCCUGUUCUCCGAGGUGCGGCUUUACAACUACCGUAAGCUUGUGCUGUGCUACGGCACCACCAAGGGCAGCUCUGUCACCAUCCAGUGGAACUCCAACAGCCAUCGUUUCCACCUUGCCUUGGGCACCGUGGGACCGAACUCUGGCUGCUCCAACUGCCACAAUAUCAUCCUCCAUCAGCUACAGGAGAUGUUCAACAAGAGUCCAAAUGUGAUGCAACUACUGCAGGUAACAAAAUAUGGUUGGGCAUGCUCAAACUUGGAUUGUCCCGCUACCUAAAACUCAUGACUCAUGACUCAGAAAACCACAUCCCUUUGUCCUCAGCACUGAUCUCAGUACCUCUCAGAACAACUUCUAAUUCAUUUAGCUUUCAUUUGAUAUCCUUUGUAAUAUAUCUGUUCUCUCUUUAGGUGCUCUCUGACACACUGGCUCCUCUGAAUGCAAUCAACAAGCUACCAACAGUGCCCAUGCUGGGCCUGACCCAGCGCACCAACACUGCCUACCAGUGCUUCUCCAUCUUACCGCAGUCACCCACACACAUCCGCCUGGCCUUCAGGAAUAUGUACUGCAUUGACAUCUACUGCCGCAGCCGAGGCGUGGUUGCUAUCAGAGAUGGAGCCUACAGUCUUUUUGACAACACAAAGAUCGUAGAGGGCUUCUACCCGGCUCCAGGACUCAAGGUACAGGCUCAUGUACAAAAAAUGAGGGGUGAUCAACCAGUCCUGAUUUGUGACCUGUCCUGAGACUUAUUCCUGAAGAUUGAAUGUCUGUCAUGUUGAAACAGAAACAAAAAGCUAGCUAGCUAAGCUUUCAAAAUAUAAAAAAAUAGAUACAGCUGAAAGUUAAAAGCCUGAAUAUGUCCAUAGAUCAAUUAAGCACGAUGUCCUCUGAAGUCAUACAUCUAGAUUUUUUUCUUCAUUGCGGUAUAGCCAGGGUUAUUUUCAGACUUUCCAGGAAGUCGGCGCAGUCUUCUGAGAAUUUGCCGGUAAACCCCAAAUCAACUUGUGUGGAUUAGAACAACAGAAGUAGAGUUGAGUGGUUAUUUAUGAGUGCAGUGUGGUGGAUUGUUUUGAUUCCAGAGAAUCUGAUAGGAUUUUUCCCCCUUUCCAGUCUCCGAUCUUAAACCCAAACAUGAAAAAAAUGCGUAAAAUAUUGCUAUGAUUGCAUUUGAAUGAUUUGCAACGCAUCCAAACCUUAUUUUUCUCAGCAGCUUUCAGAAAGUUUGGACAUCUCCCAACUUAGAAGUUGAAGUUGUAUCAGAUUUUGAACAUGACUGGGUUUAAAACAGACAUUCCAGAGAGGCUGAGUCUAACAGAGGUACACCACUUUUAAUAUCAUGAAAAUAUUAAGAGAAUCUUGAAGACAAAAAGGACAUGGCUGAAAACCAGUAUGAGAUUGUCAUGAUCUUUGGUCCCUGAUGUGACACAGAAUUAUGUCAUUAACAUUUUUCUCAGAAUCCCAACUUUUCAGGAAUUGAGGUUGUCGACACAUUUUUCUGAUGAAUGUUGUUUUUGGCGCAAAUUCCUACUUUAAAUUCUGUCCUCCUUUCCUCCCCGUCUAGACAUUCCUCAAUAUGUUCGUCGACAGUAACCAGGACGCCCGCAGACGCUCGGUCAAUGAGGACGAUAACCCGCCCUCACCGGUGGGUGUGGACGUGAUGGACAGUCUGAUGAACCAGUUGCAAGCUCCACAGCAGCCACAGCCGAUGAGAGGAGGGGCGGGAGGCGUUUAUCCCCCUCUGACCUCGCCACCUCCGAACUACCACCCUAACGUAACUCCAUCCCCAUCCAUGAUGCCCAUCCAGUCACCAGGUAACAACAGCAAGUUUGCGCCACGGCGUUUGUCUACGUAUGUGUGAGUGAGGAGCGCUUUGUAUUGUUUGUGCCAAGAGAACUCAAAGGAUUGUUUUUUUGUCCAUAUCAUGCUGCUGUCAUCCACCACCCCGCUGAGUUAUGUAUUUGUCACAAGAGCAAGUAGUGUAAAUGUCAAAAAAAGAGAGGAGAUAAAGCAACCAUGUGUGCCCGUUUUGAUUUCUGUGAAGCCAUGAGGUCAGUUUUAUUUCUCAUGCAACAUACACACGCCUCGCAGCAGAGAAGCGAACAAAGCAUGCAUUUAGCCCUGCUCCUUCCAUUCCUCACCAUCUCAGCCCGCCAGCCACAGACUGCAGCCCUUCUGCCCUGCUUGAGUGUGUGUGUGUACAUGGAGUGAAUCUGUGUAUGCCUGUGUGCAAAGAGAACUUGUCAACCUCAGAGUCUGAUGAGCCAUUUGGUGUGUGUUUGUGUGCGUGUGUGUGUGUGUAGGGAACAUCCAUGCCUCUGGCUCCCCUAGCGGAGCUCUGAGGGCACCCUCUCCUUUCGGGCCCACCCCGUCUCCGUCUUCUCUGGGCAUAGCGAUGGGUCAGACCAGCUUUGCCAGCCCCCACGGUAAGCAGCAGGGUGUUGCUAAAUGCUGGUCUGCGGGCAGGAGUAAGAGCAGGAGCAUCUUUAUAGGGCACUGACUCUAAGGCUUCAGACAUGAGCAGAUACUGGGCACACCAUGGUGUAUUCAGGUAACCGUUUCACUGGCUUUAUUUCUUUAUGUUUCUUAUCGCUGUCUUCUCUCCUUACCUUUAGGAGCCCUGGACCCCAGUUCUCCGUAUCCCAUGGUGUCUCCCAGCCACAGGGGCCAGUGGCCGGGCUCACCCCAGGUCUCAGGGCCUUCUCCUGGGGCAAGAAUCCACGGGAUGUCUCCUGGUAACCCUUCACUGCACUCGCCUAUCCCUGACCCUCAUUCUCCACGUGCAGGGACCAGUAAGUAACACUUUCUUAAUGUUAAAGUCAGAACUACUAACACUGGAACUUUUGGAUGUAUGGGCGCCUUUAGAUUGAUUUAAAGUUCAUACUAGAACCAGGGCUGCGCAACACGUUUCAGCAUGUCAGUCAAGAAUUUCAAGCUGUUUGAUCAGUUAUGUAAGCGUACAAACUCAAAUUUCCUUCCGUCUGUCUUUCAUUUCAGGUUCACAAGUCAUGCCUACCAGUAUGCCUCCACCCCGCAAGCUACCUCAGCGCCCCUGGGCUGCCUCCAUUCCUACCAUCCUCACCCACAAUGCCUUGCAUGUGCUCCUGCUCCCCUCACCCACUCCUUGCCUGGUGCCGGGCCUGGCAGGAAGCUACCUCUGCUCGCCUCUGGAGCGCUUUCUAGGUUCAGUUAUCAUGAGACGGCACCUGCAGAGGAUCAUCCAACAGGAGGCGAAUGUAAGCCAACGAUUCUUCCCAUUUUGAGAGAGUUUUCGCUGUAUGUUGAUUUUUCAGAAACUGUUUGCUUUCUGCUCCCCCUCUAAUGUUGUCGUCAUCGUUCUUGCAGCUGUCUAUCGUGAACUCAAACGAGCCAGGCGUGAUCAUGUUCAAGACAGAUGUGCUCAAGUGCCGCGUGGCUCUAAACCCAAAGAACUAUCAGACGCUGCAGCUCAAAGUCACUCCAGAAAAUACCGGUCCCUGGUCGCAGGAGGAGCUUCAGGUGCUGGAGAAGUUCUUUGAGACGCGGGUAAGUCAUGCAGCAUCAAGCUAAAACCUGAUUAUAAUCAGUGAGAAAUCUAAUUCAGUGUCCGUUAUUCUGUUUUGAUUUUUUGUUGUAUUUUCUGUGAAGGUUGCUGGUCCUCCCUUUAAAUACAACACUCUGAAUGCCUUCACAAAGCUGCUGGGCGCACCCACAAACAUCUUGAGGGACUGUGUGCGCAUCAUGAAGCUGGAACUGGUGGGUAGCUGUGAAAUCUGAUUCAGUAUCCAUCUAAAAAGGCUGAAAUAUGCCUCUGAAAGGAUGAUACAUUUCAAGCCACUGUGUAACAAACCAUGUCUUGGCUUCUUGUGCAGUUCCCUGACCAGGCUGCUCAGCUUAAGUGGAACGUCCAGUUCUGCCUCACCAUCCCUCCCAGCGCUCCCCCCAUCGCCCCUCCUGGAACCAUCGCUGUGGUGCUCAAGUCCAAGAUGCUCUUCUUUGUAAGGAGACCGUCUUUCUAAGUCACACACCUGUUACACCAUACAUGAGUUGCACACACAUACCUGACCCUGUUUGUUUUGUCCGCUCUCUGCUCACAGUUGCAGCUCACCCAGCGCAUCCCAGUGCCCCAAGAACCCAUGAGCAUUAUCGUGCCCAUUGUGUAUGACAUGGCCACCAGCCUCACUCAGCAGGCAGACAUCCCCAGACAGCACAGCUCCUCCGGGGCUGCAGCCAUCAUGGUCUCCAACAUCCUAAAGAGGUUUAAUGAACUGCACCCUGCCAGACCGGGUAAGACUCUCAUUUUUAAUGCUAGAGACUUAAGUUUGCCAAACAAAUCUAACACCACAGACAGUUCCAUUAAAAGUAUCUUAGUGAAAAACAUAGCUUCAUGUAGGUUCAGACAACAUAAUAAAACAAAGGGACUUUAAAGCUCCAGUGAGGAUUUUUUUUUACAUUUAUCAAACUGAAAUUACAUAAAUGAUGAUUUUUUUUAAUGAUAUACAAAAGUAAACAAGACCAUCAACAGUAAGAUUAUUCAUUUUUAUAUUGUAAUUUUAAUGCCUGAAAGUGCUGCCAGGGAGCAAGUGUUCUCUGCUACAAAAAAAAAUCCCGUUUUUACAAUUUCCACAUAAAAUAUUUACAAAAAAAUGUAACAUUUUCCUGUCAAAAGUCAACUGGAUGUGUGAAAUUGUCAAAAAAGCCUGUAGCAAAGACACGCACUGAAAGCACCUCACAGGAGCUUUACAUUGAUAAACACAUCACAAAAAAUAAGACAAUUUUGAACAGUAUAACAUUUUUGAAGAAGGUAAAAAUUUUAUAUACUUCAGACCAGUGGUUCUCAAGUCCAGUCUUGAGGCCCACUGUCCUGCAUGAUUUGAAUGUUCCCUGCUCCAGCACACCUGAUUCAAAUAAUCAGCUCGUUAUCAAGCUCUGUAGUGGCUUAAUAACGAGCUGAUCAUUUGAAUCAGGUGUGUUGGAGCAGGGAAACAUCCAAAACAUGCACGACGGGGGGGCCUCCAGGACUGGACUAGAGAACCAUUGAUUUAGACUCAUUACAGGUAAUCUUAAUAUUUAGUUUAAUCUGGAUUAAAAAGAUAAACAUCUCGAAUACUAGAAAUUUGCAUUGAAGUCACUGAAUUAAUUUUGAGUCGCUCAGAGAAAAAAUAACUUUUCAUGGUUUUUAAAUAUUUUGCAGUUCCACAAAAAAAUGAGGCACUUUCUUUCCCAAGUUUGUUUUGGGGCUUUUUAUGCCUUUUAUGAAGGAGAAGAGGACAGGAUAGGGUAGGAAACUGGGAGAGAGAUACUCAGUUGUACAAUAAAUCCAUCACUGUACAGGUGCACUGAAUCUAACACAGACAGGGUUCUUGUUGGUAAUAGUCCUGCAGUCCUGUGCCCUCUGGUCUGAUCUUUAUCCAUACUGAUAUUUAUUAUAUUACACUCCCUGUUUGGUAAUUGCUGAACUCUGUUAACUCUGACUCUCCAGUUUGUUUCUUGUGCACAGUUAAAACUUUUUUCUUUUUUGUCUCUUUCAGGUGAGUGUACGAUAUUCGCUUCAGUUCACGAGCUGAUGGCCAACCUCUCCUUACCCCCUGGCACCCGUCAGUAGAAGCACAUCCAGAGCCAUAAAUAAAAACAAACAACCAAACUGAAGUCUCUUUGAGAAGCCGAGAAGCUCUCAGACUGUGGACUCAAGAUGUCAAAACCAAGCAUGUGUCCUCUCCGCUACAGACCCUGGACUUUCGACCUGAUGUUUGAUUUUGAAAGAGUCAAAUAUGAACAGUUGAGGACACCUGUCUAUCCUUAGAAGAAGCCACAAACCGAUUUUGCUUUGAGGGUCAAUCUUUAGGGGUUAUUUCAUGCAAAAUGGUAUAAAGUUAUUUUUCCUUCCAGGUGCACUUGUAAACAAGAUUAUCUAUUGAAAUUAAGGUUGUUUACAAAAAUAUGUACAUUGCUGUAUAUUUGAGUAUUGAAAAGAUUCAGGUGAGUUAGAUUUUUGCUAGAGAAUGUCUGUCUUUUUUUAUAACGCCACACUGAUAUCCUUCUAGUAUCAGAAGAUAUAUUCCUUAGCACACUAUUUAAAUGUUUCUUUGCCUCUACUUUGUCUGCAUUUUUCUUUGAAACUCUUACUUUGGAUACUGGAAAUCUGUAACAAACUUUAUAUGCCACUUGUAUUUUAUUAAGACCCAGAUUUGAAACACCCUGUCUGACUGUGCUAUUUAAUAAAACAAGCCCACAGUUGGUUUGUGCUUUGAGGAUCUUCCA